Molecule: messenger RNA, 1295 nt
Organism: Sphaeroforma arctica JP610
Lineage: Eukaryota; Ichthyosporea; Ichthyophonida
Exons: 1
Coding region: 12-1295 (427 amino acids)
Source: RefSeq, a predicted model, not a curated record
GCAGCGUCAACAUGGAUAUGGAAGAGACCACUGAGGAGGGCUGGAGCGUGGCCCCUCCUAACACUAACACUAACACUAAAACUGGUAGCACUGCUGCCACGCACGGUCACUAUGGCAACAUGACGAUGACGUUCAAUACCCCCUCCACGCAUACUAAUGCUUUUGCGAAUAGCCAGAAUGCAGGUGCACAUACACAGGCCUUUGGGAGAGGGGCAUUGCAUUUUUCAGACAGUGACAUGAAGAUGGGUGAUAGCACGGACAUUGGUCGGGCAGAGCCUUCGUUCGGUGCUGCACAUACAGCUGCAACGCGCGACAAGCGGGGCAAUAUGACCAUGGCAUUCAAUAACAGUAGCAAAACCAAUACCAACAACAAUAUUACCCAUAACAAGAUCGCAUCUACCAACAGCAAUCUGCGUACAAGUGCUCCGGUGUCACAGCCACAGCCACAGACCCAAUUGGUUGGGUUAGCCAUCCCCAACAAUAGCAAUAGCUUGCACACAAAUGUGAAUACUGUAGGGGCUUGGGAAGCGUCUUCCUUUGACAAUGGCAGUACGGCUGCAACACGCGAUCGGCGAGGUAACAUGACGAUGACAUUCAACAACAAACCCACUACUAUACAAGGUGCGCAGGCAAGCAGAGACACUGAUAGAGCUCACACAGCCACGGCAGCUGCAUUCAAUACCGACGGGUCUGAUCCUACCGACGGAUAUACGAGUGCACAUGCUAGAGAGGUUAGAGAUAGUACGGAGGAUGGCAGGCAGCAACCUACUUUUGGCAAAGCCGGCACAGCAGCAACGCGCGAUCGACGUGGUAACAUGACCAUGACGUUCAACAACAAUCCCGCACCUACUUCUACUGUCACUGGAGAGCCUGCAGGGGACACAGGCGGAGCUAUGGCUGACCCCGAAAAUGUACCACGCGCGUUUCAUACGGAUACCAGUACUGCUGGAAAGGGGGGACCACGGGCUUUCACCCAGGAUACGGGGAAUGUUGGUGAAGAAAAGAGGAAGGCGAGCGCAGACAGUAACCAUAGCAACACCGCAUUUGGGGGUCAGGCCCUUGGUGCAUCGCUACGUUCGAGAUUGGGCCCUGCACCUGCACCUGCACCUGCACCACAGGGACUGGGGGUGGGUACGGAUGUAUCGGCAGAGGGCGAGUCAAAGAAGGCUGGCACAUCCACUAUGGAGAAGCUCAUACAGAUGAACGAUGGCAAGCGACUGGAUGCAGACGACCUACGCAGCCAACGCUUCAAUGCGAGCGAUCAGACUGUGACGGAAUGGAAGAAGGUGCGGUGA